Molecule: messenger RNA, 953 nt
Organism: Guillardia theta CCMP2712
Lineage: Eukaryota; Cryptophyceae; Pyrenomonadales; Geminigeraceae
Exons: 1
Coding region: 102-923 (273 amino acids)
Source: RefSeq, a predicted model, not a curated record
GCCACGCUCUCUCUGCCUGUUUGCCCCUCUUUCACUCCUCUUUGUAUUGUUUCCCAUCCGAUACCCUACUGCUAUUCUACCAUAAUCCAAUAAUGUCCACCAUGGUCGCUUUGCCGUCUCCCUCAAACGGGCUGGCUUCAAGACUAGUUCCUCAGAAGAGACGCAAUGAACGGUCAGUUGAUGGGCGAGGCAAUUCCAAGAAAAUUUCAUCUUCAAGCAGAUUCUAUGCAAAUGUUAUAGCACAAUCCUUGAAAAGCUGCUAUCAGAAUGAGACAGAUCCAAGUCACGAGCAUUUUGCAGACGCUCAUAGUGCCAGGCAUGUCGUAGCACACAAGAUGCUUUCAGACAACAGGAAAAGAUCUAUAGAUCCCAUCCAGCGUUCUCCAUCUGCACAAUGUUAUACUGGCCCUAUCACAAGAUCGCGAUCGAGCGCAACUCAAGAUGGGGUGAGCAGAGUAGCAUCUUCUUCAAUGCGUCGACAGCCAAGUUUCUCAAAGAUCAGCAUCGAUAUCCCUCACAAGAUCGACACUAUCUAUGAGCUUUCUCCAAGCCCUGAGAAUGUUGUCAUGUACGAAAUUCCAAAAGACAGCGCCGAAUAUGUGGAAGAGGUCUCGACUCCCAGUUCACGACGCCCCAUUAGCAAGUCAUCUGAAGCUGGGUAUGCUGUACGACGAAAUAGCUCUGGAUCGAUCGGCAAGAAGAAGGUUAGCACACCGAAAUCAUACAGAACUUCAUCAUGUUCUGGGCAAAACUACUCAUGGGGUGAAACUUUCAAAGUCUCGUGGGCAGAAUGCUUCGACAUGAUCGAUUCGGGUGUCUCAGGGUCUGUGGAUGCUCCCCGUGAGUUUGAUAUUUCCCGGACGCAAAGCUUCGGGGCAACAGCAAUGAGCGAGCAAUUCAAUCUUAUGCGCACUCACAGUUGAGAUUCUUGGAAAUAAACUUACGAUACUUUC